UAGGCUUCCUCCGACGAUUAGACCUCGCCGGCCGAGUCACCAGCCGGACAAUCAACUCAUGGAUCAGCUCCCUCUUCUUGGGAGCGGCCCCAAAGCCGCAGCCAUUACCCCUUCCUUCGUCGCAACGGAUCAGUACGCCGCAUCCACAUCAGCUUCACCACCGGAAAAGGCGCCGCCGGCAGCACCGCUCCCGGCCCCGGAACACCAUGGAAAGUCCAGCCACAACAGGAGAUCAUCUGACACGAUCAAGGCCAAGAUCAUGUCGCAUCCUCUCUAUCCGGCUCUCCUCGGAGCCUUCAUAGACUGCCGGAAAGUCGGAGCGCCGCCGGAAGUCGUUGGUCGGCUCUCCUCCCUCGUCGACGAGCUCCGGCCAAAUUCAGCCGGCAGGCAGGAACAGCCGGCGGACCCAGAGCUCGACCAGUUCAUGGAGACCUACCGUGAUAUGCUGGUGAAGUACAGUCAGAAGCUCACGAGGCAAAUCCAAGACGCCAAUCAGUUCUUGAGGAGCGCCGAGGCCCAUAUCGACUCGUUUGCACUAGGUGUGUGCAUGCUUAAUUACACUAAGUUACUAGUAUUUUUGCGGGCUUGUCUUUCUAGGUUUGGGAGUUUGAGAUAAUGCCAAGACUGUUGCAGCUUUGCAGGCAUAUCCUAUACUUACUUAUCAUCUUUGUUUUUUGCGGGAAUACUUUCUUUUAUUGGAACUUUCGAUCUAUUCAUCUCUAAUCAUUGUAGUACAACAAACGCAAAAAAUAAUAAA
Triticum aestivum (bread wheat) is the source of this 757-nucleotide messenger RNA. Its product is annotated as homeobox protein knotted-1-like 4. Gene Ontology annotation, molecular function: DNA binding. Gene Ontology annotation, cellular component: nucleus. The transcript has 3 exons. The record is from RefSeq and is a predicted model, not a curated record. The coding region runs from base 59 to 616 and encodes 185 amino acids. NCBI's taxonomy places the organism in Eukaryota, Viridiplantae, Streptophyta, Magnoliopsida, Poales, Poaceae.